Molecule: messenger RNA, 1436 nt
Organism: Scaptodrosophila lebanonensis
Lineage: Eukaryota; Metazoa; Arthropoda; Insecta; Diptera; Drosophilidae
Product: eukaryotic initiation factor 4A-III
Exons: 4
Coding region: 66-1265 (399 amino acids)
Cellular component (GO): nucleolus; catalytic step 2 spliceosome
Molecular function (GO): mRNA binding; RNA helicase activity; ATP binding
Source: RefSeq, a predicted model, not a curated record
AGAAAGUUGUAAAUCGAAUUAAUAAAAUAUAAAAAAAUAUCCUUAAGUCAAAUUUAAGACAUAAAAUGGCACGCAAAAAUGCCCAGGCCGAGGACCUCUCGAACGUUGAGUUUGAGACCAGCGAAGAUGUGGAGGUUAUUCCUACUUUCAAUGCCAUGAAUCUGAAAGAGGAGCUGCUACGCGGCAUAUACGCGUAUGGCUUCGAGAAACCAUCCGCAAUCCAGCAGCGCAGCAUUAAGCCCAUAGUCAAGGGACGCGAUGUGAUUGCUCAGGCUCAAUCUGGUACGGGCAAAACGGCCACAUUCUCAAUUUCCAUUCUACAAAGCUUGGACACCACACUGCGCGAGACACAAGUCUUGUGCUUGUCUCCCACGCGCGAAUUAGCUGUCCAAAUACAAAAGGUGAUUUUAGCUUUGGGCGACAUGAUGAAUGUGCAAUGUCAUGUGUGCAUUGGCGGCACGAAUCUUGGCGAGGACAUACGCAAGUUGGACUAUGGCCAGCACAUUGUAAGUGGAACACCAGGUCGUGUAUUUGAUAUGAUUAAACGGCGCGUGCUACGCACAAGAGCUAUAAAAAUGCUAGUGUUAGACGAAGCUGAUGAGAUGUUGAAUAAAGGAUUUAAAGAGCAAAUAUAUGAUGUAUACCGCUAUUUGCCGCCUGCAACACAGGUUGUGCUUAUCUCUGCUACAUUGCCGCACGAAAUUUUGGAGAUGACGUCCAAGUUCAUGACAGAUCCCAUAAGAAUUUUGGUCAAACGCGAUGAGUUGACCUUGGAAGGAAUUAAGCAGUUCUUCGUGGCCGUAGAGCGUGAGGAGUGGAAGUUCGAUACGCUUUGCGAUCUCUAUGACACAUUGACCAUCACUCAGGCGGUCAUAUUCUGCAACACAAAGCGCAAAGUGGAUUGGCUAACGGAGAAAAUGCGGGAAGCCAACUUCACAGUGAGCUCCAUGCAUGGCGACAUGCCACAGAAAGAACGAGAUGAGAUUAUGAAGGAAUUCCGCGCCGGUCAGUCACGUGUGUUAAUCACCACGGAUGUGUGGGCGCGCGGAAUUGACGUCCAACAAGUCUCAUUAGUUAUCAACUACGAUUUGCCCAAUAAUCGCGAGUUGUACAUUCAUCGCAUCGGUCGUUCUGGGCGCUUUGGACGAAAGGGUGUGGCUAUUAACUUUGUAAAAUCCGACGAUAUUCGUAUCUUGCGCGAUAUUGAGCAAUACUAUUCGACGCAAAUCGACGAGAUGCCCAUGAAUGUGGCUGAUUUAAUUUAAGUUUUCUUGGGUAUAUUGGUUUUUAUACGGACAUACCUAACAAAAUUUCUUUUAUAAAUAUAUUAAUACUAAUUACAACCCAUGAAGUAAAUACGAGUACAUUUGGAGAGUAUUUGGAUUUUAAUGCACAACCAAAAUCUGUUUAGUAAUAAUAAAUAAUAUUUACUAAAA